GUGUCUUGGUCCUUCUGGAAACUGCCUUCACCCAGAACCCCAAAGAUUCUCGAUGUCGUCGUCGGUGUCCCCAGCAUGCUGCUUGUAUCAACGAGACCCACUGCACCUGUGAGGAUGGAUUUGCUUUUUCAAGUGGGGAGAUAUACUUCAAUGACCCUCUGGAGAUCUGUGACGAUGUUAAUGAAUGUGUGCCACCCAUUCACAUCAGUUGUGGUGCCCAUGCAGACUGUGUCAAUACAGAGGGAAGUUACUACUGCACCUGCAUCCCUGGAUAUGCACUUCCUUCUGGGGAGAAGAGGUUCCCAAAUGACACCAUGAACGACUGUCAAAAUAUUAAUGAAUGUGCACCAUCCAUUAAUAUCUCUUGUGGUCAGAAUGCAAACUGUGUUAAUACAGAGGGAAGUUACCACUGCAUCUGUAAGCCUGGAUAUGUGCUUCCUUCUGGGGAGAAGACAUUCCCAAAUGCCACCAUGAACAACUGUCAAGGUACAAACCUCCCCUGCAAUCUUUGGCUAGCCUGGGAGUCACUGGAGAAUCUUUCUUUCUGCCUUGAAUCACUAAUCACCACCCAUGACUCUUGGCCUGCUGAGAAGAAGAGAACAAUUGGGACCAACGUGACAAAACUAUUACAGGACCUAGAACAGGCUGCACUGGAGGUUGCUCUCAGUUCUUCUGAGAUCCAGGUGGCACAGAACAACUCUGUUCUGGCUUUUGAAACACGUGUUAUCAACAACUGCUCCCAGGAAAAUGGAAACAUUAGACUGGAAGCUCAGAAUAACUCAGUGGAAAUUUCCUGCAUGGACAUCAUCCACUCAGAUAUUCAAGGUCCGAGUGCAGUUGCUUUUCUCUCCUAUUUUUCCCUUGGGACUGUUAUAAAUGCAUCCUUUUUGGAGGAGAGCCAUGGGAGGAAGAGUUAUGGAAUCUACCUGAUCUCCCAAGUAGUCAGCACUGCUAUAGAAUCUCAGCAAUCUGAAUCCUCCUCUCUUUCUGUUCUUCUGAGUUUCAAGCAUAUUCAGAAAAAGAAAGCAGAAGAAAGGUCUCUCUGUGUCUACUGGAAAGCACUGGGAGAGGAGGGAGGUGUCUGGUCUGAAGAUCACUGCACCCUCAACAAGUCCAAUGAGACACAUACCAGCUGCAACUGCACCCACUUGUCUACUUUUGCUGUCCUGAUGGCUCCCCAAUCAGAGGUGGAGGACGGUGUACUGACAGUGAUCACAUAUGUGGGGCUGAGCCUUUCCCUGCUGUGUCUCUUUCUGGCCAUCCUCACCUUCCUCCUGUGCCACACCAUUAAGAACACGAGCACCUCCCUCCACCUACAGCUCUCGCUCUGCCUCUUCCUGGCUGAUCUCAUCUUCCUCGCAGGAAUUAAACAAACCAAGAAUCAGGUCCUAUGUUCCAUCAUUGCUGGUUUAUUACAUUAUUUCUACCUGGCCUCUUUCACCUGGAUGCUGCUGGACGGUCUACAUCUCUUUCUAACUGCCCGGAACCUGAUGGUUGUCAAUUACUCCAGAGUAAGCCAAUCCCUGAAGAGGGUCAUGUAUCCUCUGGGAUAUGGAAUUCCAGCUGUGAUUGUGGCUACUUCUGCAGCAUCAAGAGCAGACCUUUAUGGAACUCCCGGAACACCUUCCCACUGCUGGCUCCAGCCAAAAAAGGGAUUUCUCUGGGCUUUCCUUGGACCUGUCUGUACUAUAUUCUGUGUAAACUUUGUUUUUAUUCUGCUGGUCUUUUGGAUUUUGCAUAGGAAACUUUCCUCCCUCAAUAGUGAGGUAUCCACUCUCCAGGACACAAGGUUGCUGACAUUUAAAGCCCUGGCUCAGUUGUGCAUCCUGGGCUGCACCUGGUGUCUGGGCAUUCUGCAGAUUGGCCCAGCUGCUAGGAUCAUGGCUUAUCUCUUCACUGUCAUCAACAGCCUGCAGGGAGUCUUCAUUUUCCUGGUGUACUGUCUUUUCAAUCAUCAGGUUCAGGAACAGUACAAACGAUGGUUCAUGACAGUCAGGGAAACAAAAUCUGCGUUCGAGUCGCUCACGCUCUCAAGCAAGGUUGUCUCUGGCUCCACCCAGACCCACACAAGAAUGAGCGCCAGCAAAGGGCACGAUAGUUUGAAAGUUCCCCAUGCCUACCGAAUACCAGAUUGUGAAGGAUAG
Trichosurus vulpecula (common brushtail) is the source of this 2144-nucleotide messenger RNA. It is a transcript of the gene ADGRE3, whose product is annotated as adhesion G protein-coupled receptor E3. The coding region runs from base 315 to 2144 and encodes 609 amino acids. Lineage: Eukaryota; Metazoa; Chordata; Mammalia; Diprotodontia; Phalangeridae. Gene Ontology annotation, biological process: cell surface receptor signaling pathway; adenylate cyclase-activating G protein-coupled receptor signaling pathway. The record is from RefSeq and is a predicted model, not a curated record. The transcript has 15 exons. Gene Ontology annotation, molecular function: calcium ion binding; G protein-coupled receptor activity. Gene Ontology annotation, cellular component: membrane.